Messenger RNA from Xyrauchen texanus (razorback sucker), 3378 nucleotides. RefSeq names its product transmembrane protein 106B-like. The record is from RefSeq and is a predicted model, not a curated record. The coding region runs from base 105 to 875 and encodes 256 amino acids. The transcript is spliced from 8 exons. NCBI's taxonomy places the organism in Eukaryota, Metazoa, Chordata, Actinopteri, Cypriniformes, Catostomidae.
ACGGGUGGAGAAGAGAACAACACGGUUGUGACACAGAAUACGACAUUACUGCAACGGUUGUUUCAAGAGGCCAAGAGAGCCCCGUAAAGAAGGCAGGUCCAACCAUGGGAAAGUCACUCUUUUCCCUGCCAAAACAAAAUGAGGAUCAGAAGAGCCUGACCGAAGACUCUGAGUCUCACACGGAGGACGAUAAACAUGAUGUGUCACAGUUUCCAUAUGUUGAAUUCACAGGCAGGGACAGUGUCACCUGUCAAACUUGUCAAGGGACAGGGAGGAUACCAAGAGACCAAGAAAACCAGCUGGUUGCAUUGAUACCAUACAGUGACCAAAGACUGAAGCCAAGACGAACGACGCUGUAUGUGUUCGUGUCAGUCUUUGUGUGUUUGCUGCUUUCCGGUCUGGCCGUGUUCUUCCUGUUCCCCCGGACAAUUGAUGUCUCCUACGUUGGCGUGAAGUCAGCCUACGUAACUUAUGAUAGAGACCAACGAAUAAUCUACUUAAAUAUCACGAAUACUUUAAACAUCACCAACAAUAAUUACUACCCGAUACAUGUGGCCAACAUCACAGCACAGGUGCAGUUCUACAAGACUGUCAUCGGAAAGUCUCUCAUCAGUAAUAUCACCACUAUUAUCCCGCUGGAUAUGCGACAGAUUGAUUACACUGUUCCCACCAUCAUAGCCAAUGAGAUGAACUACAUAUUUGACUACUGUACCAUGCCGUCAAUAAAAGUGCAUAACAUUGUUGUCAUGAUGCAGAUGACUGUAACCACUGUGUACUUUGGCCACGCUGAGCAGAUUUCGCAGGAAAAGUACCUGUACGUGGACUGUGGCUCAAACACAACCUUCUCUCGUGGACCAAUGAGUGUUAUACAGUGAUGCUCUUCUCCAUGACUUCUCAUGUGUUGGUACAGAAUCGACCUGCUAUGUCCUUAGCAUUAACUGUGGCAGAAGAUGGCAAUAUCUGCAUUGAUCAGAGCAACUUAAAACCAGAGAGUGGAUGAUUAUUUCACUGUUAUUAUUCUUUAGAGCCACACUGAAGGAUUUGUUUGGAUAGCUAGAUGCACUUUGGUUUAUUUUAGAAUAUAGGAUGGAGGCAAGCAACAGGAUAUUCAUAUGGGGGUAUUUACACUUGGUCAUUUCAUACCGAUUUGCUGAUUUGAUUGCUAUCUGUAAAUAAGUGUAAAUGCCCUCCAAGAUGGAUAUAAAUCUGAUCACUCAAAAUGCAUUCUAUUCAAAACUCGGUCAACUGUAAAUAAAUCUGGCUGUUCAAGCCACAUUUGUAAACUUCAAUCCGCUCAAACAGUGCUACAACAGCAUAGGGAAAAUGUGAAACAUAACAGAUGUUACCGAGUAUUUACAUAAGGCUUGCGUCGCACUAUAAAUAAUAACAAAUUAAGGGUGUGAACUAACUAAGACUGCUGUUAGAUUCAGAGACAGAACAUUUUUUCUUCAUUUAUUUGAUGCAGAUCGCUGAAGAAACUCAAACUAAACACAGACAAAAAGUGCCACUGACGCGCAUGGACAUAUCUUAACUACAUCAAGCCCAGAGGGAAAAAAUACACAGUGCAUACACACAGAUACCCUUGUGCGGGGCAAAUUCACUUCAUCACAUCUUUUAAAUUCACUGCUCUGCAUUUGCAUAAUCACUAAAGUGAACACCGUUUUAUUUGCAUUUAGCGCAGGAACUAAUGAUCGGAUUUACAGUAUAUCUGUUUGGCGGAGACACGUUUAUGUGUCCAAGUGUAAACGAAAUGUGCUUAUUCAACCGGACAGCAAUUUGAUCAGAAAAAAUGCAUGUAGCGACCAAGUGGAAACACCACCUUUUGGGCUGCAAACACAUGAUUCACUUGGACUCCUUUAAUAUUUUGUGUUUGUUUAUCUUUCUUUUUUGUUUGUUUGUUCAUGUGAAUGUUGUAGGUUUAAACAGUAUGCUGUGAUUUUUAAUGCAUUAAAGGGAUGGUUCACUAAAAAGUAAAAAAUCUGGAAUUAUCUACUCACCUUUGAUGUUCUUCAAAACCUGUAUGACUUUCUUUCUUCUGUGGAAUGUAAAAGGAAGUUUUAGGCUGAAUCUUAGAGACUCACAGUUUUAGUUCCCAUUGACUGUCAUUGGAUGGGAAAGAUCAGUCAAUUUUCUUAAAAUAUUUUCCUUUUGAAUUCCAUGGAUGCAAUUAAAACAGCUUACUGGUUUGGAACGACAUGAGGGUGAGUAAAUGAUGACAGAAUUUUCAGUCAUGCACAUAUUCUAUUAUUCACCUUUUAAAAGUGAGUAUUUAGUGGAUGUAGUGUUUUUUUAUGAUGUGAAGUUGCUUGGCAACUUAGGCUCCAGCAUUUAGGAGGUCACAGGGUUAUGAGAAUUUCACUUAGAUUCAUUUUGGGGAUUUCUUUAGCCUCCCAAAUGGUGUCUUUGUUUUGAUGAAGCUGAAGUAUGUAACAUUUGCUGUUUUAAAAUACUUUCUCCUAUCCGCUUAAUAUGCAGAAACAACUUUAAUUAAGCCAUUCAUAGGUUCAUUUUCUCUAAAACAGUAAACACUUGGUCUCUGUGGUGCUAUGAAAAUCCUGUUUAUUUUGAGCGACCCGUUACAAACACAGUGACAUUGACUCGACCAAUGGUGUGAGUUUGGAGUGGGACUAUCUCUUCAUUUGAUCGAUGGCUGUUAUUCGGAAAGCUGAAAACAAAGUUAAUUUUUGCUAUUCCAUUUGGUGGCGCAGAAAUUAUAUACUUCGGCUUUAAAUCUUCUUUAAAUCUAUAAAGGAAUUCUGUUCAAAGGGGAUGUCUAAAAGAAGGUCUGUGUGAUUAACAAUGGUAGAAUGAUGUACCACACGUUUCUAAAUUAGGAAAAGACACUGUGAAUCCUAAUCCCACACCUACUUUUUUUAAAGUGGGUAAUUCUUACACCAGUACCAAACUGAACACGGAUCAUGUGACGUAAUUAAAUAAAAAAAUAUUUUUUUUACUCUUUAGUGGAACUGAGAAAUACCAUAUUAGGGAAAUGAAUACCCUGAUAUCAGCCUCAGUCCAAACAAAAUUAAAAAGGGGGAAUGGAAAAAGAAAUUGUGGGGGAAAAAAAUGAUUUGAAAGAAGUUUUGUAUUAAGAAAUGACCGUUUUUUUUAUUGAGAUCAAUGCUUUUUUUUUGAUGUAGUUUGCAAGGGCAACCUGUUGCUUUGCAAGAAAUUCUCUUUAUUGUAAUUUUGUCCCUCAUGCUUCUUGGGUCACUGGAUACCCACCAUAUUUUUUUCCCUUGACUUUGAAGAUUACAAUGUAAAACUUAGAUGUUUUUCUUUCACUUUUAAUUGUACUUUGCUUGUUUAUGUUGGAAUUGGUCUUUAACAUUAUUUCUUUUGAAUGGAUUAAAAUUGUAAGAUGAAACAAUAAAACUG